Molecule: messenger RNA, 915 nt
Organism: Acytostelium subglobosum LB1
Lineage: Eukaryota; Evosea; Eumycetozoa; Acytosteliales; Acytosteliaceae
Exons: 4
Coding region: 1-915 (304 amino acids)
Source: RefSeq, a predicted model, not a curated record
AUGUCAAGCGGUGGCGGCGGAAUAUUCAUCGAUCCUGCAUUUGAUAUAUCUCAUAUCAUACUGUCAUCAUUCUAUUUGGCAUUGAUGAUAUCAGCAGUGGCCGCAUCAAUAUAUUGUAAAGGACUACAUUCAUUCGCAAGCCUUGUAUUCUAUAUACUUUUGAUUGUAGGAUGUGCAUUGAGGGCAGCAUUGUUUAUCAUAUACAUAUUGGUAGUUGAACAGUUGGCCACACUGGAAGACCCAACUGCUGACCUCCUAGGUACACUACCAUCAUUCUUCUUCUUUACAGUAUACUCUGUAGCAUUAAUAUUAGGCACAAAGGUAGUGGACGACCAUCUACCAAGCACAGCCAAGUUCAAUAUUAAGUUGAUUAUGCGAGUUAUUAUUAUUGGCAAUUUUAUAAUGUACUUCAUGGCGACAGUAUUAUAUAUUCUGGAUUAUGUAUUUCCACAUCCAUCUGGUACAGGAUCACUGAAUACUCCAAUGACUCUUAUUGGUCAGAUCAUUCAAAUGCUUGUAGCUGUAAUCUACGUCAUUGGUUCCGUAUACUUUGUAUAUACACUAUCCAUUCAUUACCUGAGAAAUUGGAAAGAGUUUAGAGCUGCCACACGUAAUAAUGAUACAGAGUUGGAGGUGAUUAGGAAGAUGUUCUUGGCAGUGUUUGGAUAUUCGUCACUGAGCUUUAUAGUUCGUGCAGUGAUGACGGCCGUCACAACAUUUGUUUCCAUCACAAGUUGGAGCAAAGACAUAUUCUACUACACGGUGCUCGAGGUGCUGCCCAUGAUGCUGCUGCUCAUCAUCAUGACACGACGAACAUCACUCAUCCUAUUGUAUCAACAGAUGCUGUCACUCAACCUCUUCAGUUGUCUGACGCGCAAAAAGACCGAGAAGACUCCACUAAUCACCAAGCCAUAA